AUGGUAAAGAAACACUUAAACUCUAUCAAAAUAGACUUUAAGAAAUGUAUAAUAGAAGACUGCCUACUUCAGAUACGGAAUUUGAAACAUAUAAAUGAGCCAGAUUUGGUUAAGGUAUGGACAAUUGAAAUUGCUCCAAAAGAUACUCCACUAGUUCUAAACUUUAUAAAAGAAUACUUUUCAGACGACGAUCCUGUAACGUAUUUACAUUGCAAAAGAAUACAAAAGUCUGCAGAUGGCAGUAAACUGUGCGUCAUUUUAUGUUCAACGAAGUUAAUAUCAGACGCUGAUGAUGUCUGUAAGAAACUUAAAGAAGCGGAUUUUGCAUAUGAAAAACUUGCUCAGCAUGAUUUACCAAUGGUUGCUCCAUAUAGCAGGGAACUAUCUAGGGAGUGGAGUACCCGAUAUUGGCCGUUGGUUUGGAGAGGAAAUCCUAAUGAUCAAAUACUGAAUGACUGUGUAUUUGACAUUCCAUAUAUUAAAAAAAUCCUGGAGAAAGUUGAAAGUAAAUGCAUUGAAAUCAAAGAUAGUAAAAAAGGGUUACCAAUUGUAACAGCUUUUGUUAAUCCAGCCGAUGUUAAUAAUCCUUACUUCGAGAUUGACUAUCGAUUCGAAGGUGAUGCAUUAUGCCAUAGUAUAAUGCAAGGCAUAAGAAAGGUAGCAAACGAAGAAGCAAAACGGCGAGAAAGAGUUUCAAAAGGUUUGGAGGAAGCUAGGAUAGAUAAUUAUUUAUGUCUUGAUUUUGAAGUUUAUACGUCACACGAACCUUGCUCAAUGUGUGCUAUGGCGCUGAUCCACUCCAGGAUAAAAAGAUGUAUCUUUAUAGAGCCUAGAACUAAAACGGGGUCGUUGAAACAGGACAGCGGAGAUGGGUAUUGUAUGCAUAAUAAUAAGGAGCUUAACUCGAAAUAUGAGGUAUUUCAAUGGGUGGGUAAACAGUUUUCUUUGCCUGAAAUUGGAGCAGAUGAGUGUUGCUGA
Eremothecium sinecaudum is the source of this 978-nucleotide messenger RNA. RefSeq names its product Tad3p (gene TAD3). The record is from RefSeq and is a predicted model, not a curated record. The coding region runs from base 1 to 978 and encodes 325 amino acids. The transcript has a single exon. Gene Ontology annotation, molecular function: tRNA-specific adenosine-34 deaminase activity. Gene Ontology annotation, cellular component: nucleus; cytoplasm. NCBI's taxonomy places the organism in Eukaryota, Fungi, Ascomycota, Saccharomycetes, Saccharomycetales, Saccharomycetaceae.